AUGCUACUUCACCUUCUUUUGAGUGUUUUGGCCACCGCACCAGCACUGGCAAGCUACUGCCUUGAGGGUGCUACUGGUGACAAUUGUGACGAUUUGGAUGCAAUCAUCAAUAAACUCUUCACCAACUACUCACGCUACGAACGUCCAAAGCCACACCAUUGUGACGCCGACAACACCACAAGCGACACGGUUUUUGUAGAGAUAAAUUUUUACAUCAAAUCUCUCAGUGCUGUGAAUAUUGUUGACAUGGAUUUUAGGUUGGACACCCUCCUCCGUCAACGGUGGUAUGAUCCACGUCUGGAUGUUGGCACUCUUUACAACUACAGUGAUGUGCCAAUCCACCUUCACAUGCUUGACAUUUGGUUGCCCGAUUUAUUUUUUCGCAACUCCAAGUCCUCCACCCUACACGCCAUCACCACGCCCAACACACUGGCGUGGAUCAACUCCAACGGUAUGAUAACUUACAGUCAAAAGUUGACAAUUGAGUUGUCCUGUCCCAUGCAGUUGUGGGACUUUCCAAUGGACACACAACACUGCUCCGCCAACAUUGGCUCUUAUGGCUACUCGACACGAGAUUUGGAAUUUCGGUGGUGGAAUGAAGGCGGCUACGACUGCAGUGGACAGAAACGCAGUGGCUCGGUGUUGAAUGCCGCGGUUCAAUUGGAGGACAACCAAAUAAAUGAAUAUACUGUGGUUAAACACACUUGCACUUACUGUGAUCGUGCCUACAAAACUACUGGUAAAUUCUCUUGUUUGAAUGUGGAAUUUGAAUUGAGUCGUAAAUUUGGCUUCUACCUCAUCUACGCCUAUCUGCCGUCGUUGUUGGUGGUG
Molecule: messenger RNA, 831 nt
Organism: Hydatigera taeniaeformis
Lineage: Eukaryota; Metazoa; Platyhelminthes; Cestoda; Cyclophyllidea; Taeniidae
Source: the annotation of a GenBank genome assembly